Messenger RNA from Dermacentor albipictus, 909 nucleotides. RefSeq lists its product as uncharacterized. Gene Ontology annotation, molecular function: DNA-directed DNA polymerase activity; DNA binding; nucleotide binding. The record is from RefSeq and is a predicted model, not a curated record. Gene Ontology annotation, cellular component: delta DNA polymerase complex. Lineage: Eukaryota; Metazoa; Arthropoda; Arachnida; Ixodida; Ixodidae. Gene Ontology annotation, biological process: DNA-templated DNA replication; DNA replication proofreading; nucleotide-excision repair, DNA gap filling.
AUGCCAGGCGGCCAACACUUUAUGCCAGACAUUGGUCGCGAAGGGCUGGUGCCGUCGCUGCUGCGCUUUCUGGUCAGGCGACGCAUCAAGAAGGAGGUGGAAAAGGACGCCGUCAUGAAGAUCAUUCUCGACAAGAAACAGUUGAUGGUUAAGCUGAUGAGUAACUCGAUGUAUGGCGCUUGCGGCAUUAGUGCGGGCUCGGCUAUGGCGCUCUUGCCGUGUACGCCACUGUCGGCUGCCGUAACUGGUAACGGUCGCGUCGGUCUCAACACUACCGUGUUUCACGUUCUCGACUAUGACCCGCGGUUGCGCGUGAUUUACGGCGGCACCGACUCUUUCAUGAUUCAGACUGUACCCGGUACUACAAUGAAGGAAGCAGGAGAGAUUGGCAAAGAGAUUGCUCGACGCACAACCACGUCGUUGCCCGGCGGCAUGAAUCUGCCGUAUGAAAAGUUGUAUUACCCAUACUUGCUCAUGGCCAAGAAGCGGUACAUUGGUGGCUACUAUACGAACAAUUUGGAAAAGUACGACAAGAUCGACGUUAAGGGUAUGGAGACUGUGCGCCGCGAUGCGUGUGGCUACGCUUCGUUCUCGCUCAAGGAGACUAUCAACGUGCUCAUCGAGCAGAAGAGUGUUGAGCCCACGUUGGCAAAGGCUCACGAAAUGCUGGCUGGACUCUGGUCGACUGACCCAAUGCGACUGCUCAUAUCAAAGACAUCGAAUAACGUGACCAACGACAGACUACCGCACGUGCGAGCUGCCAACAAGAUCAAGGAACGUGGCGAAGAGGACUACCCAAAGGUUGGAGAUCGAGUGCCGUACUUGGUGAUUGCGACGGGUGACAAGCGCAUAUGCGACAGGGCAGAUGAUUCCAAAUAUGUGGUGAAGAACAAUAUCCCUAUGGAUUAA